CAGCGAUGCCCCCAGGUUUCAGUGAAAGGAGCACUUGCGCGCCUGAGAUAGAGUGGGAGCGAGCGAGAUAGAGUGCGAGCAAAGCGUUCCUGCGAGCCUCCAAAAACAAAGUAUUAAAUAAACGAUUGGCACUGAAAAAUCUAAACCAUGGCAUCGAAGUGUCCGAAAUGCGACAAGACAGUCUAUUUUGCCGAGAAGGUCACGUCCCUCGGGAAGGACUGGCACAAGUUCUGUCUGAAGUGCGCCCGCUGUAACAAGACGCUGACAGCAGGGGGCCACGCUGAGCACGACGGACAGCCCUACUGCCACAAGCCCUGCUAUGCUACCCUCUACGGACCAAGAGGUGUGAACAUCGGGGGCGCGGGCUCCUACAUCUACGAGCCCCCCGUCAACAGCGAGCCCGCCAGCGUCCCCGUGGAAACCAGCUCCAAACCCGAGGAGAAGAAGGCGUCUGCCCCGCCCAGGGGUCCCGUGAAAGCCGCGAGCAUCACCACCUUCUCCGGUGAACCCGCUCUGUGCCCCAGAUGCAACAAGAAAGUGUAUUUCGCGGAGAAGGUGACGUCCCUGGGGAAGGACUGGCACCGGCCCUGCCUACGCUGUGAGCGCUGCAACAAGACCCUGGCCCCCGGCAGCCAUGCCGAGCAUGAUGGACAGCCGUACUGCCACAAACCAUGCUACGCUGUGCUCUUUGGGCCCAAAGGAGUAAACACAGGGGGGGUCGGGAGCUACAUCUACGACAAGAUGCCCAGCACCGAAACCCAGCCUUGAACCUUCGUCCACCAGCACCCCCAGCCGCGCUGCCCCAAGACUCCUGUGGUCCCCAGUAUUCAGUAACACAGACAAACCCCUCCCCACCCCACCCCAUGCCCUCUUUGUCCCAGAGUGUCAGAGUACUGGCCUGUUGUCCCCACAGUACACUGGGAUACACACAUACACACACACAAAGACAAUCACACACACACACACACACACACACACACAAACA
This is a messenger RNA of Anguilla rostrata (American eel), 985 nucleotides long. It is a transcript of the gene crip2, whose product is annotated as cysteine-rich protein 2. The record is from RefSeq and is a predicted model, not a curated record. The transcript has 9 exons. Bases 148 to 768 code for a protein of 206 amino acids. NCBI's taxonomy places the organism in Eukaryota, Metazoa, Chordata, Actinopteri, Anguilliformes, Anguillidae.